Messenger RNA from Pocillopora meandrina, 3069 nucleotides. The record is from the annotation of a GenBank genome assembly. Lineage: Eukaryota; Metazoa; Cnidaria; Anthozoa; Scleractinia; Pocilloporidae.
UGAACUUCUUGACAAACGCUGAUUCACCACAAAGUAACAUGGCUUCCAACUCUGUACGUCUUGGUUUCGAUUUAGAUUUAGUUAUGUUAAUUUUAUACUCGUAAAAUUGUGGUCUGUAAUUUUUUGCCUUUGAUAUCAACCUAGUCGAAUGCUGUUUUCAUUUUAUUUUACAGGGCGGAAGUAAGCUUGGAGAAGGAGAAAGAGAACAAUCCUUGAUUUCAUCACUGGAAUCGCUUUAUAAAGAACAUGAUCGUGAAACUGCGCGAAAAGCGAUAGAAACACUAUUAACACUAGCAAAGUAAAGCUACAACUAUUUAAUAUUUCGAGGAUUUAUACGGUUCAUACUCUCACAAGCUUGAUGUUAAACUCGUCUUCCACUACUUUGUUUGAUAGCUUGUAGUUAAGGCUAUGCUGAUAAUGAGUACGUGCUUUAAAAUUUUAGGAAAGUAAAAAUAAGGAGGACUGUUUUGAAGGGAGAUUUUCUGGAUCAUAAUGGGAGGUUGUAACUUAGAUGCCAACAGCGAAUUCCUCUGUCAAAGAUUUGAGUGUUAUUUCAUUUGUUAAUUGAUUUAUUUAGUUUUUACCUAUCUUCAAACAUGAUAUCACAUGAUUGCGUCUCUUUUUUCGACAGUAACAUAGUUAAAUCUCCAACAGAUGAAAAAUAUCGAAAGGUUAAAAAACAAAACAAGUCAUUUUCUGUAAGAGUGUGGCAGCUAGCAGAAGCUCAGGAGUUUCUUUUCAGUUGGGGAUGGCAGGAGGUACUGUGUAGUUUAUGUGAGAAUUAAAUCAAUACCACAAAGUUAAAUUCCAAAAAAUUGAAUUGAGGCUGAUUUGAAUUUUUGUCAAAAGCAAAAUUGUCUGAAUUUGCCUUUAGGAUGAUGACCAUGUUGUUCUUCCAUCAGACGAGGAUGUUCAACUUGUUAAACAAAUAUUAAUGAAGAAAUUGAAGUAAGCUUCUUUGUGUGUUGGUUUGUUGUUACCUGACUUAUACAAACGCUUACUCUCCUACCAUGAUGUAAAGAAUUAGAUUUUUCUCCCAUGAGAUUGCACCUUUAUCCACAGAAACUUUACUUUCCUUUUUCAGCAACAUUCCUUCAAGAUCGAGUUCAGGAGUAGCCUCUAAUUCUGAACCUGUAAGUCAUCAACCUUUUAAGUUUUUAAUUUUGCCAGAUUGUUUCAAUUUGAUCUUCUUUUAGAACAAUGCUCAAGUGUAUUAAAUUUUCUGAUAUUAAUACUGAGAGACCAGAGUUUUGGACAAUUCUCUGCUCACUAAGCAGAAUUCUGUUGCUAAGUUUCAAUGGCCCAAGCUAUUUUUCAGUUAUCAAGGGGGUAAGUUUUGAAAGAAACUGUGGUGCUGCAUUGCAACUUAGUUGAUAACAUAAAUUGGCCACCAUGAAAAGUUUUAAAGCUGACGUUUCAAGCAUUAGCCCUUCGUCAAUCACUCCGACAAAGGGCUGACUUCAUUCUAAAUGGCAUGGCUCUCAUGGCAAGUAUUCGUAGAAACUUUAUGGUAUUAGUGCCAUCAAGAAAAUGCAAUAAUAUUGUUUUGUUCAUAGUCACAAAUGUGUAAUACCAACCCUUGAAGCUUGUGAGGUUGAUUUUCAUUUAACAAAAACAGCUUACAGAGAGAGAAAGACAAUUACAAGAGGAAAGAAGGAAAGUUUUGGAAAAGAAAAAGUUUGAGGAUCAGGAAAAAGCAAGAAUCAAAACACAGGUAGGAAAAAAUUCUCAUUUAUAUCAAGGAGGAAGUUCUCUCAUUGUUGGAGCUAGAACUGGGUCCAUCACAGGGUAUAUAACUUUGCUCUGUUCAUGUCUUACUUGCACACAGAUCCAGGCUGACAGAAAGAACAUAAAAGACAGGGAAAUGAGAGAGUCAGUAAGUACCAAAGUGGUUAGAGUGUCUUCAACUUCUGCUUUGUAUAAACCUUGUAGAUCUCUAUUGAUUGUAUCCUCUCACAGAGAGCAAGAAAACCGGAAAAAUUUGGUGGAAAAAUAACCAAAUUUGGGGACAUUGGUGUGGAUCUAAACAAGGUAGGUGAUAUUCAUUAGACAAGCUUCCAUGUCUUCUAGAAUUACAGUGAAAAAGUAAAUGAUUUACUCUAUAAGUAUCAUAUUUCAUGUUAUUAAUUAUUACACUGCACAUGGACUAUACUUAGUCUGAGUGGAGCUGCAAAAGCCAAGCUGGGUGCACACAAAAUGAAAUGUGUAUGGUCUUUAGAGUAACAAGAUGGAGUUAGUUAACAUAAAAUUAUAAUUGUUAAGUAGUUGGAUGUAGUAAGUCAUUUUUUACUUCAAUUGGUAGGUGUCUCAAUCUGAUUGGCCAAUUUGCAGUUGUAGAUAAGAGUAUAGAUAACACUGCACAGUCAAUAUGUCACGGAAUUGUAGCAUGCUGAAAGAACGGUUUUAUUUGAUAUUAUAGUAAAAAACAAAGUGAAAGUGUUUUUAGCAUGGUCUCUACCCUUACACAGGGGUCAAAAUUUGGUACAGACUUACUCAGCUGCACUUCAAGAGACCACAUCAUUUUGACCACUGUGAUUACAAAUAUUGUUGUCGUUUAGAGUACAGACCAUAUCAAACCAUUGUCAAUUUGUCAGUUUGCAAAACUGCUUGACACCAUCAGGUAGUUUAACUACAGAGAAGGUCAUGAAAAAUAAUUGUAAUAUUCAGAUGUCUCUUGUAUUUUCAGGGUGGAGGAUGAGGAUAAGUUUUCUCUUGAUCCAAGUUCCAGGAAUUCAAAUAACUAUUUAAGGCUGCUACUGCUGACCACAGCAUAUGACAACAUCUCUGGAAAAGCUUAAUAAAGCUUCAGAGAUGUUUGAUGAAGCUGGGGAAUACAGAAUUUAAAAUUUAUUUCAAUUAAGUUGUAAUGGAUUGUUUUUACAUAGGACUUCCAUUUUCAUUUGCUCUCUUAGACUAUAGGAAAUGGACUCACUGGUUUGGAAAUGUAAUGUUGACAGUAAAUGUGAUGUGAGUAAGGCCUGUUAUAGACAACCUGCUUGUUUGCACCUAAUAAUGAAAUGGGAGAUUAAUUACACAAAAACUGGAAUUCUUACUCUUAAGCUCUGUGAC